UUGGCCAGGUUUCAAGCAGUGAUGUGAAACAUAUGACCAGCAAUAUUAUGUAUUCAGCAGCAGUUAAGACUUGACUGACACUGUGAUCAGUGUGUGAUGUCUUUUCAUGUGUAGCUCCUCUGCUCUUUUUAUGUCCAUUCAGGAACUCUUUUUAGCUUAUUCGUUUUUUUUCCCCUCCCUCUUGAAAGUUUGUGUAGGAAUUUGGGAUCAGCAGACAGUUUAAUGUUUCUCCUGGAGGAUUUUGGAGAGUAACAAGGAUAACACUUAUUUCUCAGACCCUAAACAUCGUGACCUAAUGUCCACAAUGAGAGUCAUUUUGUUGUUCGCCUUGCUUCUCCUGUGCCACGGAAAACCAUACAAGCCAAUAAAUGUCAUGGAGUUGAUGAAAAUCCAUGACAUCAUGCAACAAGACAAUGGGAGUGAUGAGGAUGAUGACGACGACAAUGAUGAUGACGAUGACGAUAUUGACAACUUUAUUACAGACUGCCCUUUUGGCUGCCAGUGCUUCAGAAGGGUUGUUCAAUGUUCAGAUCUAGGUUUGAUGUUAGUACCACGUGACAUUCCAGCAGACACGCUAAUGAUUGAUCUGCAAAACAACGAUAUUACUGAAAUCAAGGAGGAUGAUUUUAAAAAACUGAAAAAUCUCUAUGCCUUGUUUCUGGUUAAUAACCAGAUUUCAAAGAUUCAUGCAAAGGCUUUCCAAAACAUGGAGAAUCUCCGUCUACUUUACUUGUCAUAUAAUCUCCUGACACAAAUACCUGAAAAUCUGCCAAAGAACAUCUUGGAGCUAAGAAUCCAUGACAAUAAGAUCAGCAGGAUCCAAAAGGAUGCAUUUAAAGGGAUGCAUUCCUUGCAUGUUCUAGAAAUGAGCGCUAAUCCAAUUGCCAACAGUGGUAUUGCACUAGGAGCUUUUAAUGAUAUGGCAACCCUUUACCUGAGAAUUGCAGAGGCAAAUCUAACAGCAGUACCAAAAGAUCUGCCCUCUUCUCUAACUGAGCUUCACUUGGACUAUAAUAAAAUUGCCAAAGUUGAGGUGGAAGACUUUAUCCGAUACAAAAACUUGCUGAGGUUGGGGUUUGGUUUCAACCAGAUCAAGUAUGUGGAGAAUGGGAGCUUAGCAUAUAUUCCCAAAAUCAGAGAAAUUCAUCUGGAUAACAACAGGCUGAAAAAUAUUCCCCCAGGUUUGAACACACUUAAAUAUUUACAGGUGGUGUACCUCCAUGCUAAUAACAUUACCAGUGUGGGAGUGAAUGACUUCUGCCCAACAAGAACCAAGGUGAAGAAGGCUCUCUACUCAGGAAUCAGUCUAUUUGCCAAUCCAGUGAAAUACUGGCGGAUCAAACCAGCCACUUUCCGCUGUGCAUCUGGCUCGAGAUCUCUGCAACUUGGCAAUUUUAGACGAAAGUGAUCGAAGGGUUCCACUGGAGGGCAGCAACUCAACUUAUAUUUGAUCAUUUCUUUUAGUUAAUAACUGGGAUGUUGAUCCCUCAAUCAGGUUGCACCGUACAUCCACAUCUGCUGAUGAACAAGUAGUUUACUUGAAAAACGUCCUGUGAAGAUAAUUAUGUAACAAAGUAUUUACCAGGCAUUUUUGCUGGAAACUUAUUAUUAAGCUGGUUUAUUGGGACCACUAGUUUUAGAGUAGCUACAUUGGGUGCAAUCGUUGUUAUUAUCUGUGUAUACCUUCAUGCAGAAUCUGUUGGUUAUCAGUGUAAUUGCUGAACUAGUCAUUUUUUAAAAUUGUAUAAUCAAACAUUGUUAGUAAACCUUAAAUUGUUUCACUGUCAUUAUUAUGUUAAAUGACAUUUAGGUACACAAGAGACACGAUGCAGGUCUCUAAUGUAGACUUGUAAAGAAUUGUAAACUAUGAAAUAAGCUACAAUUGUGUCGAACCUUUGUUGAAAUGUCUAAUAAAGCAUUUUGUGAAU
Messenger RNA from Tachysurus fulvidraco (yellow catfish), 1928 nucleotides. RefSeq names its product asporin (LRR class 1) (gene aspn). Gene Ontology annotation, molecular function: protein binding. The transcript is spliced from 8 exons. The record is from RefSeq and is a predicted model, not a curated record. NCBI's taxonomy places the organism in Eukaryota, Metazoa, Chordata, Actinopteri, Siluriformes, Bagridae. The coding region runs from base 296 to 1408 and encodes 370 amino acids.